UCGAAAGGUCGUAUUCAUCUAAUGUGGACUUUUGAUGGAGGCAGUGAUUCUGCCCGGAAGAACACCGGCCUCCUGGAUCUUCCCGCCACCGCGCCCGCAUCUGGUUCGGGUCAUCCCGGAUCGUCGGGGGACCAGGCGUUUCCCGAUUUCGAGACCGACUCCGGCUCGUUCAGUCCCGACCACUUCCUCGUACUCGCUCGACCGUUGGUGAAACCGAAAAGUGAUACGGGUGGUUCAUACGAGUACGGUGCAUACUGGGCCACACGGAUCAACGGGUCCGAUGCACGGGAAGGCAUGCUGACUGGAUUGAAUCGAACGGCCAGUUAUCAGGUGAUAGUCUAUGGCGUGCGUGGUGACGGAGAUCGACGCCAGAUCACUCGGUUCUCGAAGGCCGCCUAUGUGAAUCUUGCGACUGCGGAUCACACCGGGCCAUACAGUCUUCUACGUUCAUUGAUCAACAACCGUCUGAUGUAUAUUAUCCUUGGUGGUAUCGCAGCCGUCAUGUUCUUUGUCGUGUUUGUGUUUAUCCUGCUCUGUUUGUGCCGUCAGCAUCGGGACCGUCGCGAGACAAAUCAGCGCAAGAAACAGAAUGGUUUCGUCCAAAGCUACAAAGAUACAACUCAGUACAUGCCUGUGUCCACCACGGACGGAGCGAAUCAGCCGGUUUCCGGUAUGAACAAUCCGUCGAACGGUGCCGGAGGUAUGAUGAUGAUGAGCAACUUACAGUGCAGCGCGUUCUCCGAUCACUCCGCUUCCAACCAUGGUGGUGGUGGUGGCAUGCAAGGUAUGAACGGCACCCUGCAACAUCAACAACAACAACAACAACAGGCCGAAUUGAAGCAACAGCAGCAUCAGCAACAACAACAACUGUACAUGCAACAACAACAACAACAACAGGCGGAUCAGUAUGCCGCAGCUAUGGCCAUGUCCAAGGAGUUGAUGCAACAACAACAACAACAACAAGCACAGCACCAAUCUAUGCUCGGCUCUCAAAUGCACUUACAUCAGUCCAAUCAGCCAACUCCGAUUGUCUAUCAUCAUCCACAGCAUCAUCAAUCGCAUCAUUCCCUACUAUUUCCCUCCUCCGGUCCAAUGCACCAAGUUCAGGCGGCACCAAUGUAUCAGAGUGGAACGCUGCCUGGCGGUCCGCGCUACAUGCGACAGGGUUUCACCCCGGCACAUCAUCAAUUCGGAAGUCAACAACCGUUGAACCGAGCUACCACACCAGCCCAAGGUAUGCUGGACGUCAUGGACUAUCAUAUGCAACCUGGGGGAGUGUAUGCGCAUCAACAACCGCAACUACCCCCGGUUCCGCAUCCACAAAACACAGAUCUGCCACCGCAUCAUCUCAUGAUGAAUGGGGCUCAGCGACAAAUGGGCUAUUAUCCGGGUCCAAUGACUCCAAGUGGGACCUCAUUGAAACGUGAACCACCGACCGGGGGUUCGUUGCAAGAUGGCUCGGCUUACGGUGAGUGCAUGACUGUUUCGCUUACCUUCUAA
Messenger RNA from Echinostoma caproni, 1500 nucleotides. Lineage: Eukaryota; Metazoa; Platyhelminthes; Trematoda; Plagiorchiida; Echinostomatidae. The record is from the annotation of a GenBank genome assembly.